Acanthaster planci (crown-of-thorns starfish) is the source of this 12181-nucleotide messenger RNA. RefSeq lists its product as uncharacterized. Gene Ontology annotation, biological process: intracellular signal transduction. Gene Ontology annotation, molecular function: guanyl-nucleotide exchange factor activity; protein binding. The record is from RefSeq and is a predicted model, not a curated record. NCBI's taxonomy places the organism in Eukaryota, Metazoa, Echinodermata, Asteroidea, Valvatida, Acanthasteridae.
ACAUUUAUGACGUACGUACUUCAGCACAAUCAGAGAAAGGAAUUCCUAAAUAGUGCAAGUUGUCACCGACCAAGGUUACUUGAGGAAAACACAGUUAUUCGACGGUUUGUGGUCCGUAUGUGCUCUGCAUUGACGAAGAAAAAAAACAGCGGUGGUCUUUAUUUGUACAGAACACGCAUAACUUAAACGUGAGGACUGAUGACUGAGUUCCAAACUGCAAGUUCACCGUCGAUGGUCUCUUCACACCUGAAUAGAACGACGGUGCAACAUGGUGGAACUGAGAGCGGCAGGCAUGGCAGCUGAAGAACGGACAUGGUACUCUGCGUUUGUAACGACAGGAGCACACGUCCAUCAACAGUUGUGGUCUUCCUGUUUGUGUUCUUUUCAAAGCUCUUGAAUUGGCGCCUGAACUCAUUUUGCCAUCACCUGUUGAUUAGGAGGAAAGAUGGUCAGGAGUGUUCAGUGGUAGUGACAUGCUGGACUAACACGGAUCGGCAACAGAAAGUAGACUCAUCAGAGAUUCCAGCUAUUGAGUGUUUCCUUCCUCGAACUUGUCCUAGGGACUAUAAGGACAGUUAGGAAUUUUAGGAACAUUCCAACGUAUGAACACUUGCAGAGGAUCAAAAUCUGGAAAAUCAAUUGGAACAUCAAGCACCAAAAUGGAAUAAUUUUGCUGCAGAGUAAUACAAGCCUCGUGACAGAAUAAUCUCUCCUGAGCAGAUCUUUUUUUCAAUUGGCUGUGCAUGGCCACUUCAGGCGAAUUCACCGGGCAGAUUUGGAGUGUUUUGAAAAUCAGGUUAAUGCUACAAAAAGUAUAAAACCCCAACUUAUCAGGGGGUCUUGGAAUGGCUGUGCUUGACUGUUGUCAUUCUCAUCUCUUCCACCCAAUUGGAUGGUGACUUGAGACCACAUUGGUCACGAUAACCUCAGGUGAUAAGAGGUUUUCCACCAGCGGGACAUACUUGGCUAUAUUCACUGCCCAGGAAAGAGAGGGGAAUAUUUAUAUUUAUUUGGAAAGCGCUACUGUUUUGUCUUGUUGUCUUGGGCAAAUACGCACUUUGCAUGUUUGCAUUGACGAUAAUGAAAGCAAACAAGCCAUAGAGCCUGUGUUGGGGGCGAUGGGGUCUCGCAGCAGGUUCUUUGCCAGCCAGUGUUCCCUGACGAGUUGUCAAUACUGGCAGGCAGCACACGACCACCACACGGUGCUGAAUCACCAGAUAUGGCCAGUGCACGAGGACGACGUGCGAAUGCUGUGACGAACAGGGACAGUGCCAGCAUGGAGGGCCCAGGGACUCCUCAGACGCAGGCCUUGCCUUCCAGAAUUCCUGCCCCGACAUGGAGAACAACAGCCAAAGUUAAUGGAACUGAUGCAGCAGCAGCGAAGGUAACAGUGGGUACCCCCAGAUCAGGUAUUCGUGCUCCACAGGUGCGGACCAACCCACGGGUUAUGAGGCAGGGAGUGCACAGUAAAGCAGACAGCAAAAGCUCCAAUGACUCCCACUCGGCGACAAGUCCAAAAGUGUCCAGAUCAGAGCUGGAAUUUGAAGGGGUUGGGGCCGUCUCACGGGAGAAUCUGUCCCCCCUCUCGCCAUCCACAACUCUCACCCGGCAGGGGGCUUUCAGAUACGGGCGUGGAGUCAAGCCACUUGAGGUUCUCAAUUUUGGAUCAGGAGCGUCAACCGUGCCUCGGAUGCGGCCCAAAAAAGUCAGAGACCCAAGGAACUUGGGUGAGGUGUUUGAAACUCCCUCAAAGGAGGAUGUGGGGAAAUCGCAAGCCUCAAAAAAAGAUGAACGGCCAAAACAUGACCAGUCUACCACCUCAACAAGAAAGAUUUCUCAGAGGCCACAAAGUCUCGGAAGGGUCACUGGAAUCAGGCAAAUCUCCCAAGAGAGCGUGGAUAGCAAGAAGAGCCAGCAAAUAGAUCCUAAGCCAGCAGGUCCUAGAAUAUCUAAGGGCAUCAAAGGGGGAACUGGUCGUUCAAGAGGGACUGAUGUUAAAAGUGAAAUUAAAAGUCCUGAAUUGCUUGUCAAACGUCAACCUCAAAACACUGCAACCUUGGAAGAUUCAGGUUGCCAGAAGCAAAUAAACAGAACUGUAAAACAAUCACAACCGUCUACUAGCAGAGCAGCAGCUGAUACAAAGGCCAUUCCUAUACCAACAAGGUCUGUAAAAACAGAGCAAAAGACAACAGAAAUAUCUCCCAAGGCACCACCCAGAAGGCAACGUACUCUACCGUCAGCAACUAACGGACUGUCAGCAAGUCGGACUCCUAUUUCGAAAACUUCAAAAUCCUUUCAGGAAACAGGUAGCACAGGAAGUUCAUCUGGCACUCCCACUCCACCUCCAAGACACGCCAAGCCUGCCGGUACCAAUUCAGCCAGUCCCAGACCCAUCCCCACAAACAUACCCAGGCCUCAGAGUCUAAGGCGCAGGGCAUCGCAACAACCGGGACCGACGCAGUCCAUGCUGUCCCCCAGGAACUCGCUCCCAGCUCCCACCAGUGUCAGACUCUCUGACAAGCCGUCUCUAAGCUUCCCACAAGGCGGUGGGUGCCGCAACCCCGUAGCUGCAACAAAGAGCAGCGACGAAAGGCAGAGGUCACAUUCCGCCAGCCAGAUUCCGGUCCAUGUCUUGCGCCGGUCCAGCCUUCCCCCAAACCGACCUGUCAAGCUGAGGCCCAGGGCUCCCCAGUCAGACAGGCCAAGCUUGAUGUUCCGGCUGAGUUUGGACGGGGCAGACAGUGGCACGGAGAACUCGUCCUCACUCACCACCACACCGUCUGAGUGCUCAGUCGACGUUGACCAGUCGUACGAGGAAGGAUCCCCAGUUAGCCAAACUGCACCUUCAAAGUUUUACUCAAUAUCAGGGCUCGGGCUUAAACCCAAAGACACAUCCACAUCAGGGGAUAAAGAAAACAUGGAGUUGGAAGAUUCAGCAAAGACUGCAACAGAUAACUCGCCCGUGGAAGUCAUGGAGAUUUCACAACUAACAACAGGCACUGAUGAAUGCCUUGAAGAAGAAACUGUCACUCAUUCACCAUCCUCAUUGACUGUCCUGGUCUGCCAAGAUCAAGAAAAGACAAUGGAAGAGUUUCAUUUUGAUAACGAUGAGUCCACCACACCCAAAAAUGAGAACUCAGACUGUGCUACCUCAGAGAUAAAACUACCCGAAAAUGAGACUGUACUCUCGGGAAUUUCUCCACCAAAUCUUUUUAACAGUACAGAAAAAGUUAGUCGGCAAAAAUUAAUUUGUCCCGUUGAAGUGGUUGAUCCUGUGGAAUUGUUACACAGCAGCAGCAAUUCUAUUGACAGAGAUAAAUCAGUGGACCAUUCCUGUUCAAGUAUUAGUGAUGCAGAAAGGACCUUUGAAACCUCCUCCAGAACUGUCCUAAGUCAACAGUCCAAAGUGAGUUCCUCACAUAGAAUUAGUGUAUUCCUCAGAGGCGAACCCGGUGCAGAGCCUCCAAAAGCCUCCACUUUUACCCAGAGCAGGCGAGGGAGAGAGAUAGCCCUGAAGGUUGCCCGGGGAGACCUCAAGGCCAGCUCGGUGGAUGGCGACGGGGAAACCUUGUUCGAGGCUGUCACCGGUAAGCACCAGAGUGGAAAGAACGUCACUGGAUCUCGUCAGGUUUCUGCAGAGAAGGCAACCAAAGAGGACCUCAAGGCUAAUUCUGUGGACGGAGAUGGGGAAAUCUCACAUGCAGUUGCAACGGCCAUCCGCAGGACUGGGGAAGACCUCAGAGAACCACAUGAGAAUUUACCAGUUCCAUCCAUGGUCGCAGCUGACAAAGAAAUGCCAGAAUCAGAGGGAACCGCCUGUAGCUCAGGUAAACAAGUGAGCACCGUUGCCCGUCGGAAUUCUAGGCGGAGGAGAAAAAUAUCUAGCGUUGAGUCGCCGUAUAAAGCUUUAACCUCAACGGAGACUGUUUCAAAGGAUGAUCUGCCCAGUGAAGGUGCCUCCUGUAUCAGCGGGUCGACAAUCCUGGAGAAGAUGAUGGACACUGAGGAGGCCAUCCCAAGACCUAAUCAUCGGAAGGACUCCUUUCAUCUGCACAAGGAGAACUCGGAGGUGGAGCAGCGCUACUUGCAAUCUUGCUCGGACCCACUCAAGCUGCUGGAGUUCCUGAUGAGCGUGGAGGAUCCUCCCAAGGGCGAAGCUUGCAAGGCGGCUAGGGAGGAGGCCGUGGUGGUGAAGCGGAGGGCAAAGUCGGACGUCCAGAGCCCCGGCCAGUUGGCUCAAUCAUCGAUGGUGGCCAACCGGUGGAGCAUGCCGUCCACCCUGGAGCAGUGGUCCCACAGUUUCUGGGCUCAGCUUACCGGCAAUGGCAGGUCGGGCCAGGACAGUCGCGCCAGCAACCUUGAAGUCACCAGUGUCUCAGAUGGUGGGGUACCAGCUACACCUGUAAUGCCGGGUUUGAACAGCAAAACGAAUCGCACACCAGGUGAACUGGAUAGAAUUAACGAGGCAGGGAGUUCAUCAAAGCUUUCAUCCUCAGGGGGAGCACGAGAUUCUUUUCAAAACAGGACCUUAAGACCAGACACGAACGAACCAUUGCGUAACCAUCGAUGGAGCACACCACUAGGGAUAGGCAGCAUGCUGCCCUCUAUUGACAGAACAGAGCCUGCUAAAACUGCUGAAAAGCUUGCCGGACCAUCAGCCAGUUUGAAGAAAAAUGCAGAACCAGCAUUAAAACGCAAAAACUGGUGGCGCUGGAGUCUACCAGUUCCCCUGCGGAAGUCCCCUCGCUCUUCGCUUCAUGCCAAAGAGCCCAACUCUGAACACCAUCCCCAGCAAGCCCAACUGUGCCCUUCCAGCCAAGAGGACAAGGAACACACAAAAGCAGCAGCGGCAGUGAACUCUUGUAAGACAGAGAAGCGUGCUCCUUCCUUCUCUGAUAUCACAGAUGCCGCUGCCCCAUCCUCAAGCGUCAUCAAAGUGUUUGUCGACAGCACCUAUGUGGAGCAGAACAGCAGCCUCUGUCACUUCCAACCCACCGGGUCCCCUCCUGCAGGAGCACUUACCUCGGACCAAGAACACCUCCUGAGUGCACCGGCAAUGACCAGAGCGUCAGUUUCCUCAGAGACUCAAGAUGAGGCCGCAGCCUCUUUAGUGGUGCGGAGGGAUGGCAGCACAGCCUCUUCUGAGCUGAAUCUCAAGAAGCGGUUGUCAUGGAAACGGGAGAAGAGCCUGGAGACAGUCUGCUACCUGGAGAGGGUCGAUUCCAGUGAGUUGACUGGGUCAGAGGAGGAGGGCAUCUCCGAGGAAGAGGAAUGCAACGAGAAUGAAUCUGCAAGUCCCCUAUCACUGCUAGAAUUCAUCACAAAUCACCAAUCCAACCUUGACGACGAAGACAAGGAGAAGGAUGAGAGUGAAGCCGUUGACUGCAUUUUGACAGAUAAUGGCAAGGAGUCCUCCAGGGCCACCAAGACGGCCCCCGUCCCAAUCUUCUCCCCCUGGGUCCUGCCUUCCGAUGAGCUGAAGUCCAAGCUCGAGUCAGUCUAUGCCGAGCGUCAGAAGGCGGAAAGUACAGACGAUGACGCAGGUGACAUCUGGAAGCUAGACCCCAACGCUCGGAGCUCCUUCCAGUUUGGCUCAGCUGGCCAGGAGACGGACCCUCCCGGGACAUCCCCGAGCGGACCGACAGUCUACCACCGAGAGACCAACAUGCGUGAUGCGGUUGCCAUGUCGACGGGCAUCGGGAAGCGACUGUCUCUCAAGCAGCAGCUAAGCGUUGACCCGGACCUUGACCAGAACAGGGCGAACUUGGAAACAACAGGCUUGCAAAGCCGCAGCAGCAUCAAGGAUACCCACUCCGGGAGCAGGAGCCCCAUCCCACCCUCUCCCACAAAUAAUAACUGGCCGAAGCUGAACCGCACACGGUCGGGCUCUGGCCCUGAAAGCGUGAAGGACAAUCGGCGAAAGUUGGACGACGUCGGCCACAAGACUCGAUUGCGCAUAGAACGGGACAGGGAGACCAAAUCCUCUGUGAGUCCUUCCAGCCCUGGCAUCAGCGAAGUUCCCCCAGCCACCCCUCCCAAGAGUAGGACGACUGGCCAGACCCUCACAGUGCCAGUCAAGACUGAGACAAAUGGGGAGCCGGCUGGACAGAAAGGUGCUGAUGCUUCCCUUGGGGAUUCCUUGCAAGCCUUCCAUCGGAGGAAGAAGAGCAUGGCCAUCGCACUGAGCGAGGGUCUGCUAGACCUCCAGGCAGAGCACGCUGCCUCUGCGGAAAAGACCUCGGAGCUCCAGAUGGUGUCACAGAUCAGCCAGCUCAACCAGGAGCUGAUGCAGUUGACGCAGCCUUCUCCCCCAGGCACCCCGCCCACCCCAAGCCACCUUUCCAAGGGUCUGAGGAGGUCCAGCAGCCGGGGCAGUUUGGCUUCCCUCCCGGGCUCAUCCACCAGCCCCAGGACUAGUUUCCCGGGCAUGCGGUUGUGGAAGUCGGUCGCGCAGUUCCAAACAAAUGUUGACGAGUCAUCAGCAAGCCCACCGAACAAUUUGCCAAACAAUAUGCCGAUGUCAGACAAAGAAAAGUCGUCGACACUUCCUGCGAUGAAGAGGACUUCUCUAAAAGACGACGAGGAUAUUAAAGAGAAGAUGGUUUCUCCCAAGGUCAUCCUGUCCAGGAUCAAGCAAUGGAGCAGGAAAAAAGGCCAGUCCAAAACCAAGGCUAGGCCCGAGAUUGUGAAAUUAGACCCAGAGCUGCCUCUGCAAGGUUUAAAGAAGAAAGAUGGAGAGGAGGAGAAGGAGGAAAAUGAUAGCUCCUCAACUCCAAGGAAGGCAUCUCCGUUGCAUCUCACCGACGAUGCCUACAUUCACAAGGACACGCCCGAGCCACCUCAGGACCCCCUAGUUGCCCUGUGGCCUGUCCCCAUGAGCAAGGACACGGCCCUGCGAAAGACCUGGCACGGCACGCCCUCCCGCAAGGCUAGGGAUGCAGAGGAUGAGGCUGGGGACGACCGGCGGCCAGGCCGGUCCAGCUUCCAGCGCUGCAGCUCCCUACGGGCCCCAAUUCGGCAGCGCAAGCGGGGCCUGUCACCCAUGGAGAACGCCCACCUGGUGGCCUUGCAGUUGAGCUCAGAGACCAUCCCAGGGAGCAGCGUGGACAGCGGGAUCGUCAAAGACAGGGGGACAGAAGAGACCUUUCUGGCGGGUGAUAGUGACACAUCCAGCAGCAACUUCUGUAGUCCCUGCUCGUCCCUGGGCAGUAGCAACCCACCAUCUCGACCUUUGUCCUCUGACCUUUUGGACCUACAGUGGGAGAAAGGGUCAGUGGACAGUCAGGCCGUGGCCAACGGGGGCCUACUUGAGGAGCGGAAGUUAUCAGCUGUCUCGAUUGGUCGAAGGGAAUCUGGGACUGGAAGACCAAGGCGUUCUAUGGUCUCCCAGCUCAGCCUCCCGGUAGGGUUCCAGUGUGCUGGCCCAGAAACCCCAGAUAGCGUCACCUCCCCAAAGAAGGUCACCUUCUCCCUGGACGAAGACCUGACCAAGAAAGCCAUGGAAGAGGACCUGAGGCGCCUUCCCAAGCCCCUGCAUCUGCCCCGCCGGGUCAAGACGGACCCCGUGGACACGAAGACCAUCGCUGGCGUGGUGAAGGAGAUCGAGGAGGAAAACGCAGACACACCCGGCCCCGCCCGGAAGCAACUGAGGCGCCGCGCCCAGUCCGACCUCUCCAGCGCCAACAAGAGGAGCCGAGAGGAGGUUGUCUCGCCCGUCCCUCCUGCCAUUACAGAGGAGAGGGACACGGAGAAGAACGGGACCCUGGCUCGGCCCAAGAGCAUCCCAGAUCACCUGUCGCUCCUGGACAGGGAGGGAUCAAAAGCCCCGCCCAGGAAGAACUCCCUGGCAGACCUCAUCGGGACGGAAGUUGGAGAGGUCUUGUCGACGUUUGGAGACCAGUACAACUUUGAGGCAUACAGUCCCGACACCAUGCCCACCUUUGCCGAGGCCCUGUGGGACCAUGUGACCAUGGACGAGUCAGAGCUGGCCUUUAAAGCGGGUGACGUGAUUGAGGUGACGGACAUGAGGGACAAGAACUGGUGGUGGGGCUGCCGGGAGGAGGUGGAGGGGUGGGUACCUGCCCAGUUCCUCAGGUUGAGAGUCAGCCAAGGGGAGACGGUGGAGGAGUGCAUGGAGCGAUUGAAGGAGGAACGGGAGCAGAUCAAGAGGGCCCCCGCCGCCGCGGCAUCGGCAGCCGCCGCCAAGAAGGCCCGCAAGGUCAGCCUGAAUUUCCUGAGCAAUGAGCAGGUCCGGGCAAAGGUCGUGGAGGAGAUCAUUACCACGGAGCGGGACUACGUGCACAACCUGCGGGACGUGUGUGAGGGUUACAUCCGGCAGGCCGCAGACCGGCCUGAGAUGUUCUCGGUGGAGAUCAUGAACAACCUCUUCGGCAACAUUGAGGAGAUCUACAGCUUCCAGAAGGGCUUCCUGCUGCAGCUGGAGGCCUCCAUCAUCCAGGACCAGCCCCAGCUGAGCAGGAUAGGAGGAUGCUUCCUGGAACACAGGAGUGGCUUUGAGACGUAUUCGGAAUACUGCAACAACUACCCAACCGCCCUGCGCGAGCUUAAACAAUUACGGGAAAAGCAGAAAUACGACCAGUUCUUUGAGGCCUGCCGCCUCCUCCAGAACAUGAUCGAGAUCAACCUGGAGGGCUUCCUCCUGACGCCCGUCCAGAAGAUCUGCAAGUACCCACUGCAGCUGCGAGAGUUGCUCAAGUACACUCGGCCCCACCACGCGGACUACCAGGAGCUCAGGGAGGCCCUGGAGGUGAUGAAGGAGGUGGCGGUCAGCAUCAACGACCGCAAGCGGCGGGUGGAGAACAUCGAGAAGAUCGCCGCCUGGCAGAAGUCCAUCGGAGACUGGGAGGAUGAAGAUCUGCUCGAGAAAAGCACCCAGUUAAUCCACUCCGGAGAAAUCACCAUGUUGGUUGGUAAACGAUGGACUUCAGGCAGACGGGCGUUCCUAUUUGACCACCAGCUGGUAGUCUGCAAAAAGGAUUGGAAGGGAACAUUACAGUAUAAGAAACGGAUUGAUCUGGACGUGAGCGAAGUGUCAGAUAUGCGAGAUGGCAAAGACUUGCAGUGGAACAUCACCGUCAAGAACGCCUUCAAGAUCCACAACACGUCGCUGAACAAGCUGCACAUCUUGUGCUGCAAGGGGGAAGUGGAGAAGCAGGAGUGGCUCAAGAUGUUUGCCAAGGAGCGGGAGUCGGUCAUGAAGGACCAAGAGAAAGGAUUCUGCAUACCAGCAGCGUCACGUGAGGCAGCCAUGAAGAAUGUGAUGGCUGGUGAUCAGCCAAGCAAACCUCAAGAUAUGUCAGUUGUCACUCGUAAGGUGUCCACGAUGCCCUAUGCUUACCAGCACAAGAUUCUUGAAACCUCCAGCAAGAAAGUACCUCUCCCAAAGGCGAUCUCAUCCACUGAUGUCUUUAAGAAGAAGGGCAAGGGCCUCUUCGGCAUCGGCAAGAAGUGAGGGCGACCUCUCAGUGACCCAGCAGUUGAGGGCGAUCUAACAAGAAAGCACCACUCUUUCAGGAGAUGUGACCCUUAGCUAGAGGGUACCCUGACGAGAAAGUUCUUGAAAGAAAACCCAGAAGAAUGGAAUCAGAGUCACGUUCAGCAAGACUUAGGGUUGGCUGCUCAUGAUCUGCCAGUAGAGGGCGUCCUUGGAGGCUUGUAUCUUCUCAGAGAGAUUUAUUCCACAUUGCAUGUCAUCUUCUUCAAAUGGCUUCAAGAGAAGCAGUACCUGUUUGCCAAGAACGAUACUGUCAGCCUGCCUUAAACCCAAACAUCCAUCUCUUCUUCGACAGUGUCAUUCCUUGUCACACAAGGAGGAAUACUUCAGGUGAACGAAAUGGCCAUUGUUCAAGAGAAGGCCACAGUAGAUGAGGUGGUCUGUGCAGAAAUAUUUUUUUAGCUAUUAUCUGUGCUAAUGAUUGAAUGCAACCAAUUAGGAUAAGUGUAGUGAAUAUCGACUAGGAUUCUUUUCCUAUUUAUUUUAAUUACAUAAGUUUAAUUGGUCAGUAAAUAUGUGCCGUAAAAAGCUCCGAGCAGACUUGGAUAAGUCGAGCGGCUUGCUGUGGCUGCUUUACCAAUCACAUGCUGAUUUCAUGGAGCUUAAACACAGAAGCAUACAUGCACUUUUACAAAGAAAUGUGUAGUUCGUUACUUUCAACCUUGUGUAUUUAAUAAUGUGCACAGCAAAUGCAUAUCACUGUUCCUAUUUCAGAGAGGUGUUGCGAACAGCCUCAGCCCUGGGAAAGAUCACGCAGUCUUUUGUUUGUGUAUUAACUGGCUGAACCAUAUGCAAAAUCUGACUUUUUUUCUUGUCCCUUUUUUGACGUACCGCCGCCUUGUGAAAUUCUGUGAAAGUAGACUUUGGGUAUUCGUGACUGUAUUUUGCUUAAUUUGAAAUCGCACGUUAUUUUUUCAUGAAAUAGUUUAUCUUUUGAUUGAGUGUUUGUUAGAAAAUUGACAUAUGCCAAAAAGGUCUCAAAAAUUACCAAACUUGACAGUUGACUUCAUGAAAUUAUAUUUUAAUUUUCGUUUUUCAAAUUGUCUUCCAAAGAAGUGUCACUUAUUACCAAGGGCCUUUCAGAGAUGCAAAAGUACUUUUUCAGAUGAUGAGUGUUUAUUUAUUUUGUGCUAUGUACAGAAUUAAAGUAAUUGGAGAAGGCUCAUAAUUAGUAUUUGAAUAAAUUUAGUUAAAGGUUUCUGUUGAUGCUUUGAUCAGCCGGCUGGUCAUUGCUUUUUCUUUUCAUUUAUAAAUAAAUUCACUUUGAAUCAAACAAAUUGUUUGUAAAUGAUGCCAUAUUUGAGUGGGCAUCAAAACAGAGGUAAAUCAGUGAAUUGAAAAAAAAAUUGCUUUUUUUUUAAGUUCGUAAAUAUUCAUAUAUUUCUGUUGGACCUAACCUAGAAAGCGGUGAUACGUAUUUGAAUUUCCAAGUUUGAGUUUUUGGAGAAUCUGUCAUCAAUUCAGACCUGAUAUGUUUGUUAUAUAACUUCAAACAUUCAUCUUUCUCUCCUUUCCUUUUUCAUUCUUUGCUUGAACUCAUUUUCCCUUGAAUUUAUUUGUUUGCAUUUUUUCAAACAAAUUAUGUAUAACUGAAACGUUUGUUGUAAUGCUGCAGCUGUUGAAAUGAUUGGCUGCUCAUUGUGAGCUUUCUGGAAAUCGAUCUCCCCCCAGCCAAAGGAAGUUAUUUUUCUUCAGAAUAUUUCAGUUCACUUCGUUGCAGCAGCCUCUUUCUGCUCAUUCUACAAGAUGCUUAGCUUCAAUUCUGCUAACUUGUGUACGAAUUUGGGUUUGAAGGAGUAGGGAAAUACAACUUCGUUUUUCAAAGAAACCUUUUUCAUUAUGACAAUUGGCUGUGCGUUUGGAAACCAUGUUUAAGCCUAUCUUGUAAACCUCAACAAGUAUUUAAACCCAAUUAUAUAUUUAUUCACGUUAUAUUUCAUGUUCUUUGUAAGCAAUACUUGACAUUUUGAGAGCUUAGUGUGUUGUGGAACAUCUUUUUUAUCGGCCAGGGUUCAUCUUUAUCUUUUCUGGCUAAAAUUGGAUGUGUGCCCAAAACAGGUGCAAACCGCAAAGUAACAUUUUACCAAUAUCGUGCCUCGUUUGUGUUGAAUUAAGGAUUAUUGCACAGAUGCAGAUUUUUAUGCAAGUUCAACUUUUCAUUAUGUCAAUUUCUUGAUUUGAAUUUUCUUUGCCAACCUUAAAUGGUCUAAGCAGUCACAAAUAGAUUCAUGUUCUUAUGAUUCAAGCAUCAUAUUCACUUUUUGAUGUGUAAAUUUGCUUCCACGCCAUUUCCGGAAAGAAGCAUGUAAAAUAAACAGUAAUCGUGCAGAAACAUUUCAGAAUAAAUACUCUGUAAUGUCAUUCAGUAACUGAAUUUCAUGAAACUUCCAAGUAAUUUUCUGAAAGACGUAACUAGAUGUUUAUUUGUACAUAGACUGUACCUUCUUUUUGAUUGGCUUUACCUGUUGUAAACAUUAUGUACUUUUGUAAAUCUCUGUGUACAUGUAUCUAACUUCCAUUAUACCUCAGAGCUACAUAAAUAUUUUGAAAAAAGUCCUGUGUAUGAUCGUUAAAGACAGUUUAUGAAAGAUUUGGGUGCUUCGUUUACACAUGAGAUUGAGUUAAUGACGUGUAAAUAAAAGAAUUUGUUCGAAUUGUAUGAGUAUA